Porites lobata is the source of this 4104-nucleotide messenger RNA. Lineage: Eukaryota; Metazoa; Cnidaria; Anthozoa; Scleractinia; Poritidae. The record is from the annotation of a GenBank genome assembly.
AUGAGGUUUACAUUAACGGCGCCUAAAUCCCAAGAUGAAACACGUGGAGACAAGGAUUGCGAAGAGCCAGAAUCCACUUCCUCAAGUCCAGGAGAGCCGCGACUUGACGUUGUAAGUUGAAUUAUACCAGGGUCAAGUUGUGCGGUUAAAAGAACGAUAUAUCUAGGCUAACAGUCGGUAUAUUAUAGUUGCUUUUCAAAUCUCGGGUGUGGAACUGAAGGGACCGGGAAGCUCAGAAAAAAAGCAAAAACAAAACAAAGCAAGAAAAAAGCAAAAAAACAUUUGUAGCCUCAAACUAGCGGCACGAAAAAACAACUUUUAAAUUUAACAAUUUUUUUUAUCAAAGUGCGGACUUCUCUCCGGAAGAACGUGUUAGAUGAGGACUGACUAGAAACUUACGAGAUUUCAGAUAAGGAGGAGUCGAGUAAUGUGUAUGACGUUACAAUUGGCCAAAUUUAUAAACGAUCGGAAGACUGGGUACGAAUGUGAUUCAACACUUGUCAACUGAUGGAGCAUUUAAACGUGAGUGCAUUGAUUAAAUUUCAUUGUUUUUGGAAAAGAAGGCUUCUAAAAAUAGGUAAUUAUAGAGACCUUUGACUAGAUUAGGGACUUUUAAUUUCCCUUUUGGCAUUGGCUAAGCAAUAAGGUGUCUUUUCAUUAGCAGGCCGACCAACUGUCUCAAUCAAUGGGCCAACUCUUUAUUGAGCAGGAAACAAGUCUUUAUCUUCCAGAAGAUACAGACAACAGUAGUGAGUCUUCCGGUGCCGAGGACCAACGUACAGUAGGAGCACAGAGAACAAAGUUAAAUGAAUUUUUAAGUGCCUGCAACGUUGGAAGUACUGUUGGCGUGUACAAGAAAAAAUGGCAAGACACAAGUUUCCGCACUAGAAGAAGUCGCGUAUCAAAAGCUAAAGAAUCAAUUGUAGCAGCUCUGAAUGUGAUUGCACCUGGUGAUGCUGGUCCCUUAUGGGAGGCGCUAAAGGAAUCUAAGUCUGUGGAGAAAGCUUUGGGGAUAGCAGAGGAGUCUCAGUCAGAUAGGAAAUAUUUGGAGGCCUUGGCUGAAACGUACAACAACGCAUCAAGCUGGGCGACGCGCCGUCAAAUAUUAUCAGUCAUGGCGGACCUUACUUCCUUAGAGAAAAUUCAGGCCUACAUACCCAGAAUCACUGAAUUCAAAUUUGCCAUAGCCAGGAAGCACAAAAUAGAGUUCGGCCGAGGUGUUCCACUACCCCUGAAAAAAAGCCCAAGAAUGCGUGUGGACACCAUUCAACUGGACCAUUUCAUAUCAGUCAUUACAAGCCCCCACAUCAUUCAAGACCUCCCUUUUGGCCAGCGGUACUUACAUCUUUCGACUGGUAAAGUUUUGGAGACACCCAAUGUGAUACGAAAUAUGAUACCACAGCGUAUUGUUAAGCAAUACAUGCAGUACUGCUAUGAAACAAAUUUCAAGCCAUUUAGUCCAUCGACCAUUCUUCGCAUUUUGUCUUGUUAUAGCGCAACGGUUAGGAAAUCCUUGCAAGGACCGUUUAGGAGAGUACGGUCUUAGAAGAGACCUGGUGAGCCAUUAUCAAAAAUCUCCUUAAGGAAGCAAAGCAUUACUUGAAGGCUGAAUAUAAGGUAUAUCAGUUGUAAUCAAAGUAUGUGAUUUGAAAAGGCUUGCCAUAUUGUGAAAGCGCGAGAGCAUGGGCGACAGUCAGCAGUUUUUUGAAGUGGCUGUUCACAAGAUCAAACAAGAGCCUGAUAUUAAUGCACUCGCUUCUGCUUUUACGCUUUCUAAUGACAAUCUUUUUCGAAUCAAUUACUUAUUAUCAAGUUAUAGUGCAUUGUCUCAAAAUAUUUUUGCCAUUUUUCCAGGCUCAUGUUGCUGAAUCUGUAACCAUUGCGGACCACUGCAGUACGUAUGCUUUGAGUGAUAGUAAGGAGGAUCCAUUUAAAAGCACGUGCAAUCAUUCACAUGACAAACGCUGUAUGCAAUGUGAGACCCUGAAGGACGUUCUAGAAAAAGUCGAAAAUUGUUUUGUGGACUGCGAAGUGAGUCCAGAGGAAUUGAACGAUUUGACGUAUUCUUGCCGACAAGCGGUAGACAGCAUCAAAGGGUGGAAAGCACAUCAGCUUCGAAGUUGCAGACAGGAUGAGGCAAGAACAUCCAUUCUGAAUACCCUUGAUGAAAGGUCUGUUCACGUAACUCAGGACUGGGCCAUGAAAUUCCUCCCACAAAAUACCGAGAGUCGCAAUCUGAUUGGUUUGGUAAGCGGGGAAUUUCGUGGCACAUAAGUGUGGUUGCGCGCAAGAUCAAGCAAUGUUUUCAACACCAGGCAUUUGUGCAUGUUUUGGAGAACUGCAAGCAGGACAGCUACACUGUUGUGCGAAUAAUUGAACAUACUUUACGGACCCUGAAACAUGAGCAUCCCGAAUUGACAACUGCUUUUCUACGGCAAGACAACGCCGGCUGCUACCAUUCUGCUGAAAUGCUGGCAAGCUGUGCUCAAAUGGAAUCUAAAACUGGUAUCGCAGUACGAAGGGUUGACUUCAGCGAUCCCCAGGGAGGGAAAGGUCCUUGCGACAGAAAGGCGGCUACUGUCAAAGCCCAUGUAAGGAAAUACAUCAACGAAGGUCAUGAUGUGUUGAAUGCUAAUGACUUCUUGAAUGCCAUGCUUUCAAAUGGUGGAAUACCAAAUGUUAGAGCGGUUAUUGCUGAUGCCUAUAGUACCGAAAGGGAUGCUCAACUUUCACUGAAGUGGUCUGGCGUUAACUCUUUAAACAACCUUUUGUAUUCUGAGAAAACUAUUACUGUUUGGAAAGCGUACAAUGUUGGCGAGGGAAAGAAGGUACCAGGUAUGCAAAACAAAUGGGGAAAAGUUUUUCAUUUAUUCUUCAUAUUUAACCGUAAAUGUGGAGUACAAGGUUCUAUGCUGCCGUCACGCUCGGCAUGAAAUUUUUUAUAAGAAGAAGAAGAAAAAAAACAGUGACAAGAAAAAACACACUGGAAUAAAAAAAACUCUUUUUCUUAUUGAAGUUAUACUCAUGCUCCACACUCUAGUUUACCACCUAUUACUUAUCCUUUGCGCGAAAUACCCCUAAACAACAACAACAACAACAAUAACAAAAAAAACACUGUCCAUUUGCGGAGCUGAAUCUUGUGUAAUGGUAUUACAUUUUCAUUUUGGUUUUUUAGUUCCAGAUUACUCACAGCCGCCCGGCUUUGAGUGCCAGUUUUCCUCAGGGGAAUUCUCAGAGGUACCUCAGGCGGUCGAUAAGCAAAAACCCAGUUUUCAAGAGACUGGUGAACAACAUCCAGAUGAGAAGGAAGAAGACCGAGACCUGAGCGCUAUGUUUUCUUGUCCGCACGAGGGUUGCGUUAAGAUGUAUCAGCGUCACUAUGCUUUGGAAAACCACUUGCUGUAUGGGCAAUGUGAGUUUCUACCGGUCAGAGAAAGUCUUAUGGAUAAGGCCAAAGUAUUAUACCAUGAUAAACUACUCUGUGAGGCCAGCAACCUGCCAUCCGUGAAAGCUGAGUCAAGUCAAUGCCCGGUAACAACUGAGGUUCUUCCACAAGGGUGGGCUUUAAGAUCCGCUAGAAAGGCAACACGGUUUAGUGAUUCCCAGCGACAGUACUUAGACGGGAAAUUUAACGUCGGGCAAGCAACAGGAGUGAAACUUGAUCCUGUGGAUGUUGCACGUGACAUGCGUUACGCGCGAAACCAGGAAGGGGAAAAGCUGUUCACUGUAAGUGAAUUUUUGACCGAACAGCAAAUUCAGUCAUACUUUUCAAGACGAGCCUCUAAACUCCGGCAUUCUCAUUCAGAAGAUCCAGAAUCUGAUCAAGACGAGGAUAUUAUGGCCGCUGAAGAGGAAAUCGCGCACGAAAAUGUUCGCGCAGUUGUGUUAGAGGAGGUGGGAAUAAGGCACCCAAUUGUUUUUGACACUUUCAACCUAUGUGACAUGCACAAGGCAGGUAAACUGCGACACCUAAGUGUUUCCAUGUUGCGUUCCAUUUGCGAACAUUUUGACAUCGAAGUGAUGAACAUCAAAGGACGACGCAAAGCUCCUUACUUGUCUCUACUUGGGGAACUUCUCGUGGCAUGCAGUUGUCAUAACAGUUAG